Messenger RNA from Hyphopichia burtonii NRRL Y-1933, 1607 nucleotides. RefSeq names its product protein translocase subunit (gene TIM44). The record is from RefSeq and is a predicted model, not a curated record. The transcript has 2 exons. Gene Ontology annotation, molecular function: protein-folding chaperone binding. NCBI's taxonomy places the organism in Eukaryota, Fungi, Ascomycota, Pichiomycetes, Serinales, Debaryomycetaceae. The coding region runs from base 271 to 1533 and encodes 420 amino acids. Gene Ontology annotation, biological process: protein import into mitochondrial matrix. Gene Ontology annotation, cellular component: mitochondrial inner membrane.
UUUUUUUUUUUUUUGGUGACUUCAAAAAAGCAUUGAAAAAUUGAAGGCCAAAACUCUUUUGAAAGGACAGUUUUCCAUAAGAUUUGCGUUGGAAAUCCUAGUUUAGCUAAAGUACUGUUGGGAGUGUGUCACUUAUUGAGUUGGUACACCUAGUUGAGUCAGUUUUGAAGAAGCAUUUAAAGAAAUUGUCGACGCCACUAAUCCAAGCUGAAAAAAUCGGAUAUAUAGUUGGGAAAGUAUAAUUGACACAAGCAUAUAUAUAGAAAUAGUAUGUUGAGAUCGUCAAUAAUAAAGAGUGGAUCAAAGGUUCACUACUCGGGUACUGCGUUGGGUUCCAUACAGACAUAUCGUUUGUUUAGUCAAAGUAGUAUUAACUCUAAUAAACCUCAAUCACCAUUAGAAGUUUUCUUUAAAACUUUUAGAAGUGAAAUCAAGAAAUCCAAUGAAUUAAAAGAAAACAUCAAGGCUUUGCAAGAUGAAACUGGUAGAGUCGCAGAAAGUGACGCUUUCAAAAGAGCCAAAGAAGCUUAUGAUCGUGCCCAAAAGGGUAGUUCGACUGCCGCAGGAGCAGUUGGAGGUGUUGCGCAUAAAGCAUGGGACUCAAAAGUUGGUCAUGGAGUUAGAACUACCGUUAGAACCAGUGCAGAAGCCGCUGAUAAAGCAUUUGAUCCAGUUAGACAAACCAAAGUUUAUAAAGAUUUUUCUGAAGUUAUUGAUGAUGGUUCAUCAUCAUCCUACGGGGGGUUUUUAACCAAACAACAAAGAGAAAAAUUAAGGGCUCAAGAAUUAGCUAAAAAAAUGAAGGAUGGUAAAUUAUUUAAACCAGUUAAAGAAAAUGAAGAAGCUGGUGGGGCUUUAGUUGCCACUGAUUCUAAACCAACUGGUCCUACUUUCUCUGACAAAUGGGAAACUUUCAAACAAAGAUCUCCAAUCGGUCGUGGUGUUGUUUAUUUACAAGAAAAAUGGGAAGAAUCAGAAAAUGGUUUAAUUGCAUUAAUUAGAACUAUUAUCGAAAAAGUUACUGGGUUUUUCGCUGAAACCGAACAAGCUAAAGUUAUCAAACAAUUGAGACUCAUGGAUCCUUCUUUCAGAAUCACGGAUUUCAAUAAAACUUUAACUAAUUAUAUCGUCCCGGAAUUAUUAGAUGCAUACAUUAAAAACGAUGAACAAACCUUGAAAAAAUGGUUAAGUGAAGCUCCUUUCAACGUUUGGCAAGCUAAUAACAAACAAUUCAUUCAACAGGGCUUAUUCUCAGAUGGUAGAAUCUUAGAUAUCAGAGGUGUUGAAGUAGUCACUUGUAAAAACUUACAACCAAACGAUAUCCCAGUUAUCGUUGUCAGUUGUCGUGCUCAAGAAAUUCAUUUAUACAGAAAGGCUAAAUCCGGUGAAAUUGCUGCCGGUACCGAAGAUCACAUUCAAUUGAGUACUUAUGCUAUGGUUUUCACUAGAAUUCCUGAAGAAAUGGAUAAUAACGUUACUGAAGGUUGGAAAAUCAUCGAGUUCGCUCGUGGUGGUUCAAGACCAUUCCAUUGAUUACCUCUCCUCUCCUUUCUACUACAUACUUAAUAUCUGUAAAUAUCAUACUUUAAAAUAUAAAUAGUAUCUAC